Messenger RNA from Limanda limanda (common dab), 1718 nucleotides. RefSeq lists its product as uncharacterized. The transcript is spliced from 7 exons. Lineage: Eukaryota; Metazoa; Chordata; Actinopteri; Pleuronectiformes; Pleuronectidae. The record is from RefSeq and is a predicted model, not a curated record. The coding region runs from base 203 to 1036 and encodes 277 amino acids.
GCGACAGCGCUGUCGUGCAGUGUCGAUGGAGCUGAACUUUAAACCAUGGCUGGAAAGGAGACGUGUGUGUAUUUAUCUCCUUAUUGGAGAACUCCAGAUAGCGUGUCGUCAGUAAACUCGGGGGUCUCCAUGUUUUAACAGAACCAGCGACGUGAACAGGAGGAGACUCGCUCGACCUGAAGGUUGUGUGUGGAGUCUGAGGAUGGGUUCCUGGCAUCCAGUGACGAACCUCAGAGACUAUGCAUCCCAUAAUCCUCCAAUGGUGACCUUUCUUCUGUGUAUGUUGAGUCUGGUCAUCUCCUUCGUCUGCCUGGGCUCUUACAGCUACUCUCACACUCUGCCCAACCCCGACACAGCAAAGGACUGGAACCAGCUUCUGUCCUCCUUAUCUCAGCUCCAGCUGUGUACGAAAGCCAGUGCAGAUUCAUCUGUACUCGUGUCACCAGCUCCCUCUCUUCUGGUGGAACAGAAAAACGAUGAAGAGACAAUGGAUGACCCUACAAUUACGUCUUCUUCAGUCACACAUUUUCAUCUCAAGGUUCCUGUGGCGUUGACUGCCAGCUCAGCUCUUGGCUCUGUGAAACACUUUGGUCUUUCCACUUCCUUGCGGGCCAGUCAACUACAUCUCGGUGGCAAUGAGAUUAUCAAUAUGACUCUCGAGUUUCUGACGGGAAAUAGAACCCACACCUGCCUCAACAUUAGUGCCCCAUCACACCUCCUGCCCCUGAACCCUCGUCCUAUGAAGUGUCCUGCAUUUAAGACAAAUAUUUCACCCGUCCAUGUGGAAGUGAGCAACCAGCUGCCCGCAGCAUCACAAACCUGCUACAGUUUACACAGCAAGAAUGACCCGACACUCACGGUCAUGUUGACACAGGAGGAACGGACUGUUGCGGUGCGUCAUCUGCUGGAAGUCAGUGUUUUCCUGCUCGGAGUUUGCAUGGUACUCUGUUUAGCUGCGAGUGUGAAACGUUCGCUCAUGCCCUGCUACAACUGGAAAGGGCUGGAUCUAAUACAUGAACCAUUGAUUGACUCCUGAUCUUUCCUGACCCUCUGCAUCCUUUAGAGAGCUGCUGGUUGCUGCUUUUAAAGAAAAUGACUUUGGGAAUGUUUUUAAUACUUUGAUCAUGGUUUAAUGGGAACAACUUUUGAACACAUAAUGCCUAAAGCGGUGAGUGGUCAUAUACCACUCCCCAGUCUGUUUGUUAUAUACAGUACAUUACAGGGAUUAUUUACUUUCUAAACUUUUCUACUUCAAUUAUUUCCCGGAAUCAUUCUUAGAACCUUGUAAAGAAUUAUCUGAUUGCAUUCAACUGUGUCAGGUCUAAAUAUACCAAUUUUAAUAAAUAAUGUGAAUCUAAAAUUCACAUUAUUUGACCAUUGUUGAGUAUAAUAUACCCUGUUCCCUUUCAGCAGUUGUACUAGUUGUGUUUUAUUACUUUUAUUGACAUGUCUGACAUUGAUCAUAGAAGUCAAAUGUACAGAUCCACAGUGUGAUUAUUCUAGUAUUUACCCAGAGACAGUGUAAUGAAUUAUGACUUGAAUAUUGGGGGAAAUUUUAAGAAGUGAAUAUUGAAGACACUUUGAUAGUUUUCUAACUCUUGUUGUUUGUUUUCUGAAUUUUAACAUAUGGUGUUAAACGGUAAAAGGUAAAAUGACUGUAUUCUGUUUAAUUCCUAUGACAUUUCAUAUUUGUCAAAUAAAGAGUUUAAAGCUCAAAA